CUUUCUUUAAACUGCCGCUUGUGUUAUUAAAAUAAAUAAAAAAACACGAAGAUGCAAUAGUGGAAAGUUUUCUACCGAUUUCGCCGACGAAUACACGAUUGGAAGAAUCGCACGAGGUGUUGUGAUGGAGGGAACGUUUUGGGGUCGGACACUUCCUGUUUUGUAUCACCAGUAUGAAGAAAGAGCAGGUUGUGAAUUGUCAGUUUUCCAUUUGGUAUCCCAUUUUCAAAAAGCACACAAUUAAAAGUUUAAUUCUUCCACUUCCUCAGAAUGUAAUUGACUACUUACUGGAUGAUGGGACACUUGUAAUUUCUGGAAGAGAUGAGACUCCAAGCCAUUCAGCAGCAAAUAAUGACAGUGAAGAUGAAAAUGAAAUACAGUGGUCAGAUGAUGAGACAACAGAAAUUGUCACAGCUCCAGAAUUUCCAGAGUUUGCAUCAAAGGUGCAGGAAGCAAUAAACGUAUUAGGUGGCAGUGUUUUUCCAAAACUCAAUUGGAGUUCACCAAGGGAUGCAAAUUGGAUUGCUUUGAACAGUACACUGAAUUGCCGGAGCCUCAGUGAUAUUUUCUUACUUUUAAAAAGUUCAGACUUUAUUGCCCAUGACUUUACACAGCCGUUUCUCCAGUGUAAUGAUGAUUCCCCUGAUCCCCAAAUAAAUUAUGAGCUUGUUCUGAGGAAAUGGUGUGAAUUAAUUCCUGGAGGAGAAUUCAGAUGUUUUGUAAAGGAAAACAAACUUAUAGGUAUCUCCCAGAGGGACUACACACAAUAUUAUGAUCAUAUUUCCAAGCAGGAAGGUGAACUUUGUAGAUCCAUUCAAGAUUUCUUUAAGGAUAACAUACAGUAUGCAUUCCUAGAUGAAGACUUUGUGUUUGAUGUCUACAGGGACAGCUCGGGUCGGGUAUGGCUAAUAGACUUCAACCCUUUUGGUGAAGUGACAGAUUCACUUUUGUUCACCUGGGAAGAGCUAACUUCAAAAUGUCGCCCUCAGGGAGAUGAUAAUGAGGGAAAUAUUACAGAGGAGGAUAUGCCUGCAUUUCGUUAUACCACAAGUGAAGUGACAGUACAGCCAAGCCCCUGUUUGAGUUAUCGAAUUCCAAGAGAUUUUGUGGACCUUUCCACUGGAGAGGAUGCCUAUAAGCUCAUUGACUUUCUCAAACUGAAGAGGAAUCAACAAGGAGAGUCAUCUGAUGAAGAUGUCUAAUGUUAAAAUGUUGUACACAUUUUUUUUUAGUAUUCUACAUUUGUCAGGUUAAUAAUAUUUCUAAGGAUAUACAUUGGAAAAACUUUUCUAUUUUAAGAUGAUAUCUGUAAAGUUUCAUUCAUUUAAAGAAAAUUAACAUUUUCUUUAAUAUUAUAAAUAUUAUACAUGUAUGACCUGUAUUUAAUUUUCAACCAGUGAAGCAAAUGUCAUUUAACCGUAAAUAACACAAAUUGCAAGUUUUUAUCUUUAUUUCCUUUAUCUUUGACAUCCUUGACCUUUACAGUGAUUACUGACUGCAUCUGUGAAAAUAAUUAUUGGGAAAAAAUGACUAAACUUAGUGGUUUAUGGUUUUGAACAAUACAUAACUGGAAGAGCUAAUACAUAUGCAUAAACAAAAUGAAUAAAGUCUAAAUUGUUAAAGCAACAUUUAUUAUGGAUUUUUCAAGCUAAUUCUUUGGGUUUAUUUAACAUAGUAUGCAGAGAGGAGCAAAGGGUACCUUUUUGGUCUGACUUUACGCUGAUUUGACCACUUGGAGAGGGAAGGGUAAAUGAGAGACCUGGAGAAACUCUCCAAAGCAAUUUGUGGUGUUUUUUUGUUUUUUGUUUUUUGUUUUUUUUUUUUUUGCGCUUUUGGCCAAAGUUCUUAUAGUACUCACUAUACAAUAUUUGAACCAUUAUGAUAACCUGUUUAGCAGCCUUAUGACAUUUGGGUAGAAACUGUCCCUGAAUUUACUGCUGUGAGUGCCAGUGGUCCUGUACCAUUUGCAUGAAGGGAGGAGUGUACCUUUUGCCUUUCUAAGACCACGUUUCAUAGCUCCAUAUUGAUCUUGAGCUGAGCAGGUGCCAUAUCAGAAUGUGAUGCAGAGAGUGAGGGUAGACUUCACUGUGCUAGUUAUGAAAUUAGGGACUAACUUUUAUUUUUGAAACGAUGCAUUAUAGUUAAAUACAACUUUUUUGUCAGUAUUCAGGGACAAAUUAUUUCCUUUUUUAAAAAGACACUCAUUGACUAGACAGAGAAUGAACAGCUAAAAUGCCAAACAAUUUUAACAGUUCACCUGCCAGUGGUAUAAUUUAAAAAAAAGUGAAAAAGCAGUAGUACAGUAUCACUGUUAAGAACUUUGGGAAUGUGUUUUUGAUAAUAAGCUUUGUAUAAAGUAAAAGAUGUUGUUUGUUUGCUUUCAUCUCCUGAAAAGUACUGCACAUUUUAAGCUUUUAUACAACACAUUCUUGUCAUUGUGGUUUCCCAUCCCAGAAGGCAUGUUUUUCUUAGGUAUUCAGUCUUUUACCACCUAACAGAAAAUUCUGAAAGUCACUUAAGUUCAUGAUAACAAAGAAUCCAUCCAGGCACCACUAAAACACAAGGUAACAAAUAGACAGGGACAUUAGGCUCUGUAAGGGCUGGCAUACUCACCCACAUACACACCCGCACACCCAAUUUAAAUUUUCCAGUUAACUUAAAUUGCACAUUUUUCAGGUUGUGGAAUUAAAACUCAAGUACCUGGAGGAAAAGUCAGGCAGACACAGGGAAAACAUGCAAACUCGACACAUACACACAACAAUUGGCCGCUGGCUCUGUAAGACAAUAACUGUACCCAGUGUGCUGCCCAUCUUUUCAAAGAGUUAACUGGGAUAUUAGUUAGUGAUGAAAUGCAAUAAUUCUUAAUGAAAUCCAUAUAGUAGGUACUGUUUACGAACACAAUAAUACAUUUUAGUGUACUUCCAAUUUCUUUCCAUAGUCACAAAAAGGCAUUUGAUUCUGGAUGAAUGUACCUUUUGAUGUUUCUAAAUCUAGGACUGUUUAAAUUUCCAUGCGCUCACUGCCUCCAGGUUAAGUUUAAGUUCCUUCUGAAUUUUCUUAAG
Messenger RNA from Polypterus senegalus (gray bichir), 3062 nucleotides. RefSeq names its product cell division cycle 123 homolog (S. cerevisiae) (gene cdc123). Gene Ontology annotation, cellular component: cytoplasm. NCBI's taxonomy places the organism in Eukaryota, Metazoa, Chordata, Cladistia, Polypteriformes, Polypteridae. The coding region runs from base 174 to 1202 and encodes 342 amino acids. The transcript has 13 exons. The record is from RefSeq and is a predicted model, not a curated record.